GUGUGCACUCAUUUGCUUAGAGCGUUUCGGUUACCAGGAACACAACAGCCCGACACAUGAAGCCCACGGUUGUCGUCUUCUUUGCCUUGCUGGCCACGGCCAUGGCCGGCUUCUAUGGCGGCUUCGGUGGCAUCGGCUAUGGCGGAUACGGUGGCUAUGGCGGCUUUGGUGGCUACGGAGGCUACGGAGGCUACGGAUACCGCGGUUUCCCAGUUGGACGAGUGUUUUCCUACGGCUCCAUCAUCAAGCAUGGAUACGGCGGAUACGGUCUCGGCCUGGGCCACGGAGGAUACGGCGGUUACGGAAUUGGCUACGGAGGAUACGGCCACGGCUUUUACGGAUAACACGUGCAGUGUGCUGAUGAGGUUGCUCGCCGGAGAUCUGGCAAAUGCAAUCGCAAUGACGCAUCUCGGACUCUUAGCCGUGUGUCAACCAGGAUGACACUGACCUCUUAAAUUUUCCCGACUCCCUUGUACAAUAAACCAGACCUAAGCAAA
Molecule: messenger RNA, 497 nt
Organism: Dermacentor andersoni
Lineage: Eukaryota; Metazoa; Arthropoda; Arachnida; Ixodida; Ixodidae
Source: RefSeq, a predicted model, not a curated record